This is a messenger RNA of Colossoma macropomum (tambaqui), 1131 nucleotides long. Its product is annotated as histone H2B-like. The transcript has a single exon. Bases 218 to 859 code for a protein of 213 amino acids. The record is from RefSeq and is a predicted model, not a curated record. Gene Ontology annotation, molecular function: structural constituent of chromatin; protein heterodimerization activity; DNA binding. Gene Ontology annotation, cellular component: nucleosome. Lineage: Eukaryota; Metazoa; Chordata; Actinopteri; Characiformes; Serrasalmidae.
AUCAAUCUAAAGAACCGUUUCACCAUGCAGAGAGCCAUGUAAGCAUGCAAGUGGUUCUGUAUAGAACCAGUGCCUUUACUAAAGAACCGUCUGUUUAAAGAGCGCACAGUAAAGUGUAAGAUGUUUAUGUCAAUGCAAUCAAAUGUCAUAAAAAUAAAGCAUCUUGUUGAAUAAAUGUGGAUUUCUGUGUAUCAUCAGUUUAGCAUGACCCGACUUCAUGCGUCUUUGUUCCUCAAUCCGGUUCAAACCGGUUUGGAGAAAGGAAAAAAAUACUACUACAGUCGUUUCCUGCAAUAGGACAAGGCAGCAGAAUGCUGACGUCUACAACCAGCCAAUGGGAACCGGGGCGAGAAUUCCAGCCAAUCAGAGCGCCGGAGCGGCACCGCUACCAAAUUUGCAUACGUUUUGUAUAUAUACACAUCUGCCCUGUGUGUGUCAUGUGCUGUUUGUUGUUCUGUUUGUGGACCAAUACUUAUUUCUCACGAUGCCGGAGCCAGCUAAAGCCGCGCCGAAGAAAGGCUCGAAGAAGGCGGUGACCAAAACAGCGGGGAAAGGGGGCAAAAAACGCAAGAAGUCCCGCAAGGAGAGCUAUGCCAUCUACGUGUACAAAGUCCUGAAGCAGGUUCACCCAGACACAGGCAUCUCUUCCAAGGCCAUGAGCAUCAUGAACUCUUUCGUCAAUGACAUUUUUGAGCGGAUUGCCGGAGAGUCGUCCCGCCUGGCUCACUACAACAAGCGCUCCACGAUCACCUCCCGGGAGAUCCAGACUGCCGUGCGCCUCCUGCUGCCUGGAGAGCUGGCCAAGCACGCCGUGUCCGAGGGCACCAAAGCAGUGACAAAGUACACCAGCUCCAAGUGAGAACGCCACAGUGACGGACCCAACACUUUCCCAAAAAGGCUCUUAUAAGAGCCGCCCACAACACAAUAAAAGAGCACCUUUCCUCUUUACGGUGUUUUAAUCUGCUUGUGGUAUAUUUACAGAAUAAAGAAGUGAUGAUCUGGCCCGUAUUCGUGGUGCUAACAGCCUGUACUAACGUCAGUGCUAGCUUGUUAACAGUAUUGGCACUGUGUGGAAAUGGAUUCAAAGUUGUUUUCUGUACAAAAAAUAAAAUAACUACGAAUAUAAAAGUC